AUGGAAACAGCAGCAAAAAGAGAGUAUAUAACAACUCAGAAAAAAACACACAAAAAGUUCAAGGCCACUAACACUGGGCUUGCUGUGGAUAAGGACACUCGUUUUUUGGCAGCUAGUUCCGACAUGGAAACCUCCUUCAUGAAAGAGCGUCUGGACUUCCCAGAACGUUCACAAGAUCAGUCUGUCUGUUGUGAUGAUUGUGAAACCUGGGUGCACUAUGGCUGUGCUGGUGUCACAGAGGAAACAGUGGAAUCAAUUGAUCAGUUUGUCAAGGAGAAGCAAACUAAAGAAAGGGAAAAAAGACAGGCUGAGCGGGAGCGCCGAGAGGCUGAGCUGAAGGUUGAGCGGGAGCGCCGUGAGGCUGAGCUGCAGGUUCAGCGGGAGCGCCGUGAACUUGAGGACCAGCGCCGUGAGGCUGAGCUGCAGGUUGAAUGGGAGCGCCGUGAGUUUGAGGCAAAGAUGCGGGAAAUAGAACAUUCGAGGGAGUGUAACUUGAACAACUUCGGCACUACACAACGACUGAGGACACGAGAUGGCAGUCCAGACUUGUUUGCGGAAUCUCGUGGCGGAAGUCAUACUGUGAUUGUACGAGACAGCCCGGAUGUGCAACAGGUUAGACUCAACCGGUCUGACAAUGAACAAAGGCGUCAAUAUACACCAGCAAAGCAGCAAUCCUCUUGA
Messenger RNA from Dreissena polymorpha, 681 nucleotides. Its product is annotated as trichohyalin-like. The coding region runs from base 1 to 681 and encodes 226 amino acids. Lineage: Eukaryota; Metazoa; Mollusca; Bivalvia; Myida; Dreissenidae. The transcript has 4 exons. The record is from RefSeq and is a predicted model, not a curated record.